Molecule: messenger RNA, 1746 nt
Organism: Columba livia (rock pigeon)
Lineage: Eukaryota; Metazoa; Chordata; Aves; Columbiformes; Columbidae
Gene: DIPK2B
Product: divergent protein kinase domain 2B
Exons: 5
Coding region: 174-1466 (430 amino acids)
Source: RefSeq, a predicted model, not a curated record
AAGCCGAUACAGCCAGUGACCAGCUGGCAGGAUGGGGACUGUGGCAGGGUCUCCUGCACCCAAUGUGUCUUGCCAUGUUUUGGGACUCACCACUGCAGGCUGAGGUCAUCAGAAAGAGAUCGAAAGUGUACAGAGGGGUAACCUGAAAAAGGCAGAGCUCUUCGCUACUGUAGAUGGGGCGCUGGAUAUGUUGCCCUUGCUCCAGAGUUGCAGGUUCAUUGAUGCUGCUCCUCGUUUUAGCUCUGAGCUGUAAUCCUUCCACAGCAGCAACAGCUUCUCCGUCUGCAACCCACAUCAAACCCAGCUACAGUUUUGGCCGGACUUUCCUGGGACUUGACAAAUGCAACGCCUGCAUUGGGACAUCCAUUUGCAAGAAAUUCUUUAAAGAAGAAAUAAGGUUUGACACCUGGCUUUCUUCUCAUUUAAAGCUGCCCCCCAGCUACCUGCUCAGCUAUUCGGGCAACUACACCGAUGAUGCCAAGAGCUGGCGGCUCGUCGAUAUCACCCGGCUGACCUCCAAGUACCGACACGACCGGGCUGACAAGCGCAUCUGCACCUCCCUGCUGAAGACCAGGACCUGCAGCCUGGAACGCGCCCUGCGCCGCACACACCGCUUCCAGAAGUGGCUGAGGGCCAAGCGCCUCACCCCCGACCUGGUCCAGGGCCUGUCUAGCCCCAUGCUGCGCUGCCCAUCCCAGCGGCUCCUGGACAGGAUAGUGCGGCGCUACGCUGAGGUGCCAGACGCUGGCAGCAUCUACAUGGACCACCUCACCGAUCGGGACAAACUGCGCCUGUUGUACACCCUGUCAGUAAAUUCACACCCCAUCUUGUUACAGAUCUUCCCCGACGUGGAGGGAUGGCCCUUCCCGCGGUACCUGGGCUCCUGCGGGCGGCUGGUGGUCAGCGCCAGCACCCGGCCCCUGCGCGACUUCUUUGGCUCUGCUCCUGAGGUAGCCGCCGACCUGGCCCUCCAGCUCCUCGCCGUCCUCCGCUCCAUGGGCACCAACGACCUCAACUAUUUCUUCUACUUCACCCACGUGGAUGGUGGCACCUUUGGCGUCUUCAGCAACGGGCACCUGUUUAUCCGGGAUGCUAGCACACUGGGGAUUAUCGACAAGGAGGAAGGGAGCCAGCUGAUUGACGACCAGCAGGAAUACAAAGAUAUAUUUAGCUGUUUGACUGUGGACUGUCAGUCUGCCUUUGUGUCCUGUGACUCCAUCGGAGAGAAGCACAGCCUUGUCAUGGUGUGUCAGGAGCUUUUGCCUAAGCUGCUGAAAGGGAAAUUCCUGCAACCUGUGCAGGGUCAGAUAGACAGCUUCCUGCAGCGCUGCGCUGAUGGCUUCACUGAUGACCAGGGUGUCAACGAGGCGGUUGCAAAGCUCACAGAGCUCCUGAAGCCUCUUCGGUCUUGUGAUUCCCGUUUUGCCUACCGCUACCCUGACUGCAAAUACAGUGACAAAUACUGAUGGCUUUGGAGGAGGGGAUCCCCUGGGAAGGACGGGGAUCAUGUCAGUCCCCUGCCAGUGUGGGAAGCAAGAAGGAACCAGGGUAGCUGGGAAGAGGUGCACCAAAUCUGAGGCUUCCCCACAGGCAGAGGAGAAGGGAGCAGAGCACACAUGGGAUUUAUUGUUUGUCUCCCAGAGAUGCAUUUGUCACAAGGAAUGUCAGACAUGAUGUAAGAUUUAUGGAUUAUUAGCAUUAUCGUGAGUGACAGGGGCUACAGGAUUAAUAAAUCUUACUCACAUA